CCAUUGUGACAUAAUCGCCGGCAGCGCCCCCUUUGCGUGAACUGAGAGUUAAGGUGUAGAGAUCGUAAACUUGUGACAGUCCCAAUCCGACUGCCAUCUCAGCUUCCCGUUUCUGUUCUUCCUCGUCUGCUGGAAAUUAUAAGGAAAUCUCAAUGGCUGACUUGAAAAGUUACGAGGUUGAGGAGUGCAGGGCAGCUUUUGAGGUGUAUGACACAACAGGAGAAGGAAAAAUUGACGCUGUGUGGUUGGGCUCUUUACUCCGAGCUUUAGACCUCAGUGUGACACAAGACACAGUCGAAAAAUCUGGAGGCACAAAAAAAGAAGGUGAAAAAAUGUUGACAUUAGAAGAAUUCCUUCCCAUCUUCAGUUCGUGCAAGAAGUCCAAGGAUAUUGGUCAGAUCGAAGAUUUACUAGAAGGUCUGAAAGUGUACGACAAGAAUGAAAACGGAACAAUGAUGGCAGCUGAAUUGGCCCACGUACUUCUCUCUCUCGGUGAGAAACUAAACGACAAAGAAGUCGAUGAAAUUUUCACUGCUUGCUGUCCACCUGAAGAUGAAGAUGGUUACAUUAAAUACGACGCUUUCGUAAAGACCAUUUUGGCCGGUCCUCAUCCAGAAUCCAAGUAGAUGAAUUUAAUUGUAGGCAGCGUCAUAUAUAUUUUUUUUAUUCCUGGAGCCGAAGAAGGAACAAAACAACUCAUCUCUCUUCCAACCACACCGUCUACCUCCCUGAUCUCAUUCUCAUUCCUCUCGCUUGAAAUCUCCAAUCCUUUUAAUAUUCUAAAUAAUAUUAUUAUACAACAUUUAUAUACGAUAUAAUGUAAAGUAUGAAAUUAUUUUCUAUAAAGACUCCAGUGAAAAAAAUUAAA
This is a messenger RNA of Parasteatoda tepidariorum (common house spider), 868 nucleotides long. Its product is annotated as myosin light chain 1. Lineage: Eukaryota; Metazoa; Arthropoda; Arachnida; Araneae; Theridiidae. Gene Ontology annotation, cellular component: muscle myosin complex. The record is from RefSeq and is a predicted model, not a curated record. Gene Ontology annotation, molecular function: calcium ion binding.